AUGGCCUUUGUCUACGAGCAGGAACGGAAGAUAUGUAAUCCUAAGCUUCAUAACCGAAGCUAUGAAGCAGUUGGACCCGGCUAUGUUGAUCCUGACCAGUUUCUCGGGUUCAACGGAACCCAGAUCAAUGAGCAGUUGCGCAGAAUCAAAGGUGGAAACGCUGCUGCAGGCACAGCUCAGUUCAAGUCCAAAGUCGGUAGGCAAGACUUCACGUCUCAGGGCGUCAUGGAGAAUGGCAAAGUGGGGCCUGGCUCAUACGAAAGCAACCCUCUGGCAAAGCCAGUUGUGCCUUUGAAGAACUCUGAGCACUACUACUUGCUUGAAGACGAAAAGCUGAAGAAGCGAUGUCAGCCAUUUGGCAAAGGAGCCAGGAGGGCUGAAGUAUUUAGGAUAGAUUCUGGGCCAGCUCCUGGAAGUUACGAAUCAGACACCCCUGGAGUCAAGGGAGUGAAGAUAAACAAGAAUAGUGAAUUCUACAGGAAGAUAGUUAAAACAGAAAUUGGACCUGGAAGCUAUGAUCCAGAGCAAUCUCACACUGGUAAAAGGAAUGAUUUAUCAAUCUUAAAAUGGAAGACUUAUGAAAAUAGAAACAAUUCUAUAUUAAAAGACAUUGAAGUCCUGGAAAGCAAGGUUGAGAAAGAAACUAGAGAUGAUGAUGACUUACAGUCACAAUUUUCACAUAAAACAAAAGAAUCCAAAGCGACUUUAAAUAGUCAACCUUUGAAUAAAUCAGAUGCUGCGAAGACAGAAUCUUACUAUACCCAUGGUGCUGGUUGGAAGAAGAUGAUACCUAGGGAUAAUGCCAAGCUGGGGCCUGGUGCAUAUGAUCUAAACAAAAGUAUAAAGAGAAAAUAUCAAGGGAUCACCUUCCCAAAGGCAAGAAGAACUAGAGAUAAUUCUGUUGAUAGGAUUCUACAUAAAAGAACUCCAAUGAAGAGGCCGACUAUUUGAGCAAAUUUUGACGACUCUUAUGAAAGCAGUGAUGAUGAACGUACCACUGAAGUCACUAGAGUAGAUAAUAGCAUCUAUAUUUAUGAUAAAAAGAAUCCUAAAUUUAAUGACCUGGAUACUUAUGCAGAUGGACAAUGGGAUUUCUCACAGAAAUUUAGAAAUUCUCCAGAUUAUUCCUCAGCCUCUAAGAAAUUUCACUAUAUGAAGCAGAAAUCUGAAACUCUGAGUAAUGCUGGGAAAACACAGAGGAUUAGGAAACCACUCCCAAAGAAGCUGAUAAACAGGAUAGAGAAUUACUCAGUAGUCCACAAAGAAUACUCUCCUAGUUUUGAGCAAAGAGUUAAAAUGAGGCAGAGACAAAGCUUAUCUCAACUUAGAGCUAACUCUUUUGACAGCACAAAGACCAAGGAAAAGACUAAGUCUUCGAGGAAGAGCGAGAUUAAGGUUAAAACUAUCCAUAAGAAAAAUAGUAAAUCAGUCAUGCAAAACCCAAUGAUCAAGAAUCGUCUUCAGCAACAAUUAGAGGGUUCAACUCAUCCAGCUCCUGGAGAAUAUGAAAUUAAAGGACAAUUCGAGAAUAUUGUUGAGAAAGCUCAUCAAAAUAAACUUAAAGCCAGAGAAGCUAAAGCUAUGAGCUUGUUAGAUAAACCCAGAGUUGACCCAUUGUCACUACUUUUAGAUAAAGAGAUGAACAAAGGGUCUCCUGGUCCUGGUCAAUAUGAAAUUUCAAGCACUUUUAAAGCCCCUAAAAUGCAAAAGUCUCAAGAAAGCAAAGUGUCAAAAGUCGUGCUCAAUAAGAGUAAGAUAAAUAACAAUGCCAACAAAAUUACUGAUGAGUCUUCUGGAGAUUAUACAGAUAGUGAAGAAGAUGGAUCAGAAAGUGAAGAAAGAUACCCGCUUACUUAUCAAUUCAGACAUAUGAAACCAGCUCCUCCUUUUAAGAGCAGUGAUAAAAGAUUUAAAAUGAAUCAAUCUGUUGAAGAACAACCUGGUCCAGGUACUUAUCAUGACACUAUUCGAGGAAUGGAUGCUAAAACUUGGAAAGUUCUUAAUUCUGAAAACCUCAGAAAUAACGUCGAUGUUGUCGUUAGCCACAAAAAGCUCUUAGAAGCAGGUUUUGUUAAAGUUGGCUUUAACAAGAAACAGAAACUUGAAAAACCGAUCUAUAAUAACAGUGAAGCCUCUAGAUUUACCAACAAGCAGAUUCGUGAAAGGGUAGGACCUGGGAAGUAUGGAGAUUUGAGUCAUAAUUGGAUCAAAAAAUCAUAUAACUACAAAUUUUCAUAG
This is a messenger RNA of Moneuplotes crassus, 2238 nucleotides long. Lineage: Eukaryota; Ciliophora; Spirotrichea; Euplotida; Euplotidae. The record is from the annotation of a GenBank genome assembly.